AAAACCAGACGGCCAAGGCAGCCCCCAACCCCGGCCCCAGCCGGCAGACCAUCUCGAUACGCGGCCGCCGCAGACGAGAUGGCCGCCGGGGACGCAGGCCGCGCGCCGACGGCAGCGGCCGCGCAAUCGCUGGUGGAGUCCUUCUGCGGCGUGACCUCCGCGACCCCCCAGGAGGCGGCCUUCUAUCUCGAGAGCCACAACUGGGCCCUCGAAUCCGCCGUUCGCUCCUACUACGACUCCGUGGACGGUGAAGCCGACGCCGUCGCGGCCGAUCCAGUGCCCCCACCACCAGCUGCACCAGCCGGAGGCGGGGAGGAUACCGAGGAUGAGGAUUGCGUGGUCGGCGGUGGCGGUGGCGGCGACGACGACGAGGAUGAUGAGGACUACGUCGAUGGCGACGGCAGCGAUGAUGAGGACGCUGCGCUCGCGGCUGAGGCCGCGGAGGAAGAGGAGAGGAGGAGGCCUUUCAAGAGGCUGAAGAGAACCCACGACGCGCGGGGUGGGAGCGGUAGCAGUGCCAAGGCGCGGGGGAAUGUGAGGACGCUCGCCGAUCUCGAUAGUGGCAAGGGAACCGCGGGUUCCGACGAGAACUCCGAAGACGAUGAUGAAUGGACACCACCGCCCGAGUACGAGACGAGAGAUCGAUCAAGACGUAAAAACAACACAGAUGAGAUCUUCAAGCAAGCUAAAAAGAAGGGGGCUAAGCAAGGUCCGUUUGAGGCUCGUCCGCGAUCUAGUUCGAGGAACUUUACUGGGACUGGUAGACUUCUGACAGGUGAAACUGUAGAGCGUAAUGCAUCACAGCCACCAGAAGAAAUUACCCAUAACAUCCACUUCUGGAGGAAUGGCUUCACAGUAAACGAUGGUCCACUUAGAAGUUUUGAUGAUCCAGCAAAUGCACCCUUUUUAAAGAGCAUCAAGGAUUCUGACUGCCCAACUGAGCUUGUGCCGGCUGAUGAGAAAUCUAUAGUGAAUGUGAAUCUUGUCCGGACGGAAGAAGAAUUUACUGAGCCAGUCAAGCGUGCUGCUCCUUUUGAAGGGGAACGAAGAAACCUCAUGGAACCUUCUGAUAAUAAUACUUCCAAUGCUGCUGCUGCUGCUGCUGCUUCCAGUAGUGCAACUGCUUCUCGGACAAUCACAGUGGACGAUUCUUUGCCAUCAACCUCCCUCCAAAUCAGGUUCGCAGACGGCAGUCGCUUGGUUGCCCGUUUCAACACAAGCCACAGGAUUAGUGACGUGCGGGCAUUUAUCGACGCGACAAGGCCAGGAGCCAGUGAUUACACGCUGCAGGCCGGGUUCCCCCCAAAGCCGCUUGAAGACACGGCCAAGACCAUCGAGGAAGCCGGCGUGGCCAACUCGGUAAUCAUUCAGUCAGUCUAGCUUGGCAGAACAGGUGCCGCAACCCUAUUCCAUCGAACACGCUAGGCAUCUGAAGCUACCACCUUCCUUGAUCUUCCUUCAUUUUGUUUCUCAAACCUGGCUUUUAACCUUUUAUCUUCAUCCAGUAGCUACUUCUGGUAUUGCGAGUGUAAAACAGUGAGGUCUGGGUGUCCUACAUCUUAUUCAUCUAUAGCAUAUAUAGUACUACUUGUUGCAUACAGUACUACUUUUGCUUGUCUC
Zea mays is the source of this 1620-nucleotide messenger RNA. RefSeq lists its product as uncharacterized. The record is from RefSeq and is marked validated. Lineage: Eukaryota; Viridiplantae; Streptophyta; Magnoliopsida; Poales; Poaceae. Gene Ontology annotation, molecular function: ubiquitin binding. Gene Ontology annotation, cellular component: nucleus; cytosol. Gene Ontology annotation, biological process: autophagosome assembly; nuclear membrane reassembly; membrane fusion. The coding region runs from base 79 to 1380 and encodes 433 amino acids. The transcript is spliced from 4 exons.